AUGGGAUCCAUCACGCGUCCUCACUACUCAGACUUGUGUGACUGCCAUGAGUGCACUACGAAACUCAUCACCACACUCAUAACCAAAGACCAUGACUGGAUGCGCCAGCAUCGCAGUCCAAAGCAGCUACCAUAUGACUUCAGGCUUUGGAGUGCCAAGUCUGCCAUGCUCAACGGCGGCAUCUUCCUACCUACAGUAUUCAACCCGGACCUGUUCAGUGAGCCGGGCAUGUAUAGACGCACCACUCCCCAGGCCUUGUUUCCAGAGCAAUCCUGGACUUUCCACAGCUUUCCUGGAUUCCGCCCUUACCGCUACACCUUGAGCAUGCCGCGAGCUGUGGGGCCUCGACAAGCCAUCAAGAUCCCACUGAUAUACACAGAUGGCGCCUGCUCAAUCGACGACAAAUCGACUGUCAAGGCGGGUAUCGGGUUCUCCGUUUGCCAGCCGGGACGCAGCCUCAAGGGCUGUGUGCGGCAUUCCCUCGAGCGUGAAGGCCCCUAUGGGCAGGUUUUCCCGCACACGAGCGAGCGAGCAGAGCUUCGCGCUGUGAUAGCUGCCCUGGAGUGGCGGUACUGGUACAGAGAAGGCUGGGAGGCCAUCGUCGUCGCGACAAACUCCACCUACGUGGUGGACGGGGCGACCAACUGCGUCAAGGGUUGGCUUGACAACGAUUGGUGGACGGCGGAUGGAUUCAAGGUGGAAAACCGCGACCUCUGGAAGUACCUUCUCCAGCUUCUCCGUCUUUACGGCAUGCAUGGCUGUGAAGUCAUGCUGUGGCGCAUUGAGAGCAUGUACAAUGGACGGGCUGAUCAACUUGCGAAGACUGCAAUUGCUGACGGGCUUGUUCAGGAGAAGUGGAAAACAUUUAAAGACCCGCAACUGAAGGAUAGCUGGUUUGAUAUCUAG
This is a messenger RNA of Neoarthrinium moseri, 906 nucleotides long. RefSeq lists its product as uncharacterized. The record is from RefSeq and is a predicted model, not a curated record. The transcript has a single exon. Lineage: Eukaryota; Fungi; Ascomycota; Sordariomycetes; Amphisphaeriales; Apiosporaceae. Gene Ontology annotation, biological process: DNA replication, removal of RNA primer. Bases 1 to 906 code for a protein of 301 amino acids. Gene Ontology annotation, molecular function: nucleic acid binding; RNA-DNA hybrid ribonuclease activity.